UAUAAGCUGGUUUGCCAACCGGCGAAUAAACACCAAAGAAGAAGAAGCAGAAGAAGAAUGAAGCAUCAGCUAACGUUACUGGAACAUAUUUCACUACUUCAGUGAAUAACUUUAUACAUAUAUCAGCUACCUGACUGCUGCAGCACACUAAAGCCUCGUCAUCAUGUCUGGUGGUCCAGCAGUGCAGGUCAGCAUCGAGUCUUCCUGUGAGAAGCAGGUGCAGGAAGUGGCCCUGGAUGGAACUGAGACGUACGUCCCCCCGCUGUCCAUGUCCCAGAACUUGGCAAAGUUGGCCCAAAGAAUUGACUUCAGCCAGGGAUCUGACUCCGAGGAGGAUGGGAUCGAUGGCGAACCCAGGGACCGCGAUUGGACCAAGCAGGAGCCGGAGGAAGAGGAAGGCACGGUGAAGUUUCAACCGUCUCUCUGGCCGUGGGACUCGGUGCGUAACAACCUGCGCAGUGCGCUGACGGAGAUGUGUGUUCUCCACGACGUGCUCAGCGUGGUGAAGGAGAAGAAGUACAUGGCCUUAGACCCAGUGUCUCAGGAUCCAACAGCUGGCAAGACCCCCCAGGUGUUCCAGCUGAUCAGUAAAAAGAAGUCACUGGGCACCGCAGCGCAGCUCCUCCUGAAGGGAGCAGAGAAGCUCAGCAAGUCGGUAGCAGAGAACCAGGAGAACAGGAGGCAGAGGGACUUCAACUCUGAGCUACUGCGACUCCGCUCCCAGUGGAAACUACGCAAAGUGGGAGAGAAGAUACUGGGAGACCUCAGCUACCGGAGCGCAGGUUCCCUUUUUCCUCACCAUGGCACGUUCGAGGUGAUCAAGAACACGGACAUCGAUCUGGACAAGAAGCUCCCAGAGGACUACUGCCCCCUUGAUGUCCAGAUCCCCAGUGAUCUGGAGGGAUCUGCUUAUAUCAAGGUGUCCAUCCAGAAACAAGCUCCAGACAUCGGUGAUCUGGGAACCGUCAACCUGUUCAGGAGACCGCCAAAAACUAAAGCCGGUACCCAGCAGUGGCAUGUGAAGCUUGAAGCGGCACAGAACGUGUUGCUGUGUAAAGAGAUCUUUGCCCAGCUGUCCAGGGAAGCUGUCCAGAUUAAAUCCCAGAUCCCUCACAUCGUUGUGAAGAAUCAGAUCAUCUCACAGCCCUUCCCAGGUCUGCAGCUGUCCAUCUCACUGUGCCACUCUACGGGAGAGAAGAAGAACCAUCGGACGUCUCCAGAGAAACCCAAACCAGACGACCACCUCUACGUACUGGAACACAACCUGCAUCAGAUGAUGAGAGAGUUCCACAAGCAGCAGCUGAGCUCUGUGGUGAUGCCACAUCCUGCCAGUGCCCCCUUUGGCCACAAGCGCAUGCGUCUCGCGGGGCCGCAAGCCUACGACAAGGCUGAGAUCUCCAGCUUGCAGCAAAACGAGGGGCUUCUAGAGAAGAUCAUCAAACAGGCCAAACACAUCUUCCUACGUAGCAGGACGGCACGGACCAUCGACAGCCUGGCCAGCCGCAUAGAAGACCCCCAGAUCCAGGCUCACUGGUCCAAUAUCAACGAUGUGUACGAGUCCAGCGUCAAGGUGCUCAUCACCUCUCAGGGCUACGAGCAGAUCUGCAAGUCCAUCCAGCUGCAGCUGAACAUCGGUGUCGAGCAGAUCAGGGUGGUGCACAGAGAUGGACGCGUCGUCACGCUGUCACACCAGGAACAGGAACUGCAGGACUUCCUCCUCUCGCAGAUGUCGCAGCAUCAGGUGCAUGCAGUUCAGCAGCUGGCCAAAGUGAUGGGCUGGCACGUCCUGAGCUUCAGUAACCACGUGGGCCUCGGUCCGGUGGAGAGCAUCGGAAAUGCCUCUGCUGUCACUGUUGCCUCUCCCAACGGAGAGUACGCCAUCUCAGUGCGUAACGGCCCAGAGAGCGGGUGCAAAGUUUUGGUCCAGUUCCCCCGCAGCCAGACCAAAGAGCUGCCAAAGAGCGACGUCGUCCAGGACGGCAAGUGGAGCCACCUGAGAGGGCCGAGCAAAGAGGUCCACUGGAGCAAGAUGGAGGGACGGAACUUUGUCUACAAGAUGGAGCUCCUCAUGGCUGCACUGACUCCCUGUCCUUAGGUACAGUCUGAGCCUGCAGACUCCUUUCACACGUGGUUUAUAUACAGUUAAAGGGAUAGUUCAGGUGUUUUGAAGUGGGCUUGUAUGAGGUACUGAUCCAUAGUCAGUGUAUUACCUACAGUAGAUGACGGUCAACACGCCACCUCGCCGUCAGACAGCCCUUUCUGACG
Sebastes umbrosus (honeycomb rockfish) is the source of this 2265-nucleotide messenger RNA. RefSeq names its product mediator complex subunit 17 (gene med17). NCBI's taxonomy places the organism in Eukaryota, Metazoa, Chordata, Actinopteri, Perciformes, Sebastidae. Gene Ontology annotation, molecular function: transcription coregulator activity. The transcript has 13 exons. Gene Ontology annotation, cellular component: mediator complex; core mediator complex. The record is from RefSeq and is a predicted model, not a curated record. Gene Ontology annotation, biological process: regulation of transcription by RNA polymerase II. The coding region runs from base 164 to 2095 and encodes 643 amino acids.